This is a messenger RNA of Penaeus vannamei (Pacific white shrimp), 1361 nucleotides long. The record is from RefSeq and is a predicted model, not a curated record. NCBI's taxonomy places the organism in Eukaryota, Metazoa, Arthropoda, Malacostraca, Decapoda, Penaeidae.
AUGUUUGCCAAACUCUGUUACCGACCCAGUGAUGCCAAGAGAGGUUGUGGUGUGCGCCUAUUUUCAGCCUCGAGUGUCCAACAAAGUGUGCCUGAUGCUGGCUGCUGGAAUGUUGAUACUUUUCCUCAUAGUGCAGGAUUUUGGAGUCGUAUUAAUAAGCAGUAUACACCGUCGCUAAUGGGAAAGCGCAUCAAUGAAAGAGAGUUCUACAAAGCAAUUGAAACAGGUACCGUGCUUACUGCAGGGAAAGACCUUUAUUCUAUUGUUAAAGGUCGAAGAUCAAGUCAAAAGAUGAACAAAUGUGAAAAUCAGGAAAAGGAAAGCAAAAGGGCAAGAAAAAAGGAGACAGGUAAAGAUCAUAGAACAAAGACUUUUGGUAGUCUGAUAUCGGGAAUAGAUUCCCAGAAAGCCUCUUCAAGUAAGCAACCUGAUGUAUAUAAGAACAUCACCGUGAAGAUUGAACCUGAUAGUGAUGUAGAAGAUCCCUUUGAAGGAAACAGCAUUCUUGCUGGCUUGAUUCUCUAUGAUCCAGAACUUGCAAAGAAAGACCUGGAAGAACAGAUGAAGCACACCUUGAUUUUAACAAAGGACGAAUUUUCUGAUGCUGCAGAUAAAGGAGACUAUGACACAGUGUUUGCUUCAAUGCGAAGUGAAAGAAUCCCAGAUGUAGAUUUUACAUCUCUAUUCCUCAAAGCCUCCCGGCGUGGACAACGAGACCUUGCCCUUCUGCUGUCUACUCAUGUCCCAGACCUAUUAAAGAAAGAUGAAUGGGGAGACAAUGCUCUAACCAUAGCUGCAAAACUGGGUGAUGUUUGCUUUGGCCAUUAUCUCCUACUACUAGAUGUUCCAGUAAAUGAAUGUAACAGUCUUGGCCACACAGCAAGAGAAAUUGCAAUAAAGCUUGGUCAUACUCAUUUCUUAAAGUUUCUGCAGCACUAUGAAAGAGGAAUAAUCUAAUGAUGUAUAUUUAUGCAGAAUUAACGUUUUACAUAAACCAACAAUUGUUGAAACAACCAGAAUUAAAAAUACAUGGUAACACAUGUAAACACAUGCAAAAACACACACAGACAUACACAUGCAUGCACCCUCACGCACGCACAAUUGCAUGCACAUAUACAAUUGUAUGCACAUGCUUACCAAUGCCCUACACGUUUAUUUUGAGUGAGACGAGCACACCUACGCACGCAUGCAUGCAUGCAUCCUCACGCACCCACAAUUGCAUGCACAUAUACAAGAGUAUACACACGCUUACCAAUGCCCUACACGUUUAUUUUGAGUGAGACGAGCACACUUACGCACACACAUGCAUGCAUGCACACACCGACACACACACGCACAUGCACAGACACACACAGCACAAA